UUCACAUUCACGUUUAUCAACAGAGGAACGUCGGAUAUUUUGGGAGUAUCUUCAAACAAUGGAUAACCUAGAGGAUAACGCUGCAAAUGUUGAAUUAGCUCCUGGUAUAAGUUUUCCACAGUUACCGUUGAAAUCAAAUGAAGCCAAUGACCUUUCAGUAGAGUGUGUGAAAUGCGAAAAAAUUUUCAAAUUCCCCAGAGAUCAGGACGAUUAUCUGGCACAUUUAUUUCUGGCUCAUCGUCUUGUCAUCGCAGAUGUCGCCGAGGUGCCUAUAAUUGAAAAAUAUUUAAGCUAUUGGCGAAAAGAAUUUGAAAAUCAUGAUUUGGAAGAAUUCUGUACCACCAUGCUGCUGGAUCAGUUGCCAGAUGGGACACCGGCUAAGAAUGAAAAAUAUUAUCUACUCAGUGAUGUCCUACCAAAGGAUUAUGAGUUGAGAACCAACCUUAAGAAACUUCAUCUGGAAAAAGCUUUGGCGCAACAUCAAUUUGAGCUAACCGAUCGCACAUUUAGCAGAGAGUGCUUAUAUUGUCGUGAUGUUAUCAACGGCUUGAGGUCUUUAUAUUUGGAACAUUUGUUCAAUAAACACUUUCUCCAGUUAGGUAAACCAGAGAAUUUAAUAUACAUUGAUGAGCUGUUGGGAAAAGUGCAAAGCAAUUUAGAGAAUCUAAUCUGUUUGUAUUGUGAAAAAGUAUUCAAAGAUCGAGUAACACUCAAGGAGCAUAUGCGGAAAAAGGCCCACAAAAGAAUUAAUCCCAAUAACAAGACAUACGAUAAAUAUUUUCUAGAAAAUUAUAAAUUUCCCGAUACAAACGUACAACAGAAACGACACAACCAAAGGCCAAAGAGAAGAGAAGUGGAAAAUUCAAGAUCUUCAUCACAGCAGGAAACGGAUAGCGUUGAUUUUGAGCAACGUUUCGCUCACCACAGUGAAGAUUCCGACUCAGAUUGGUCAGAUUGGAAUGGGGAAGGCGUGCAACCCAUUAACUGUCUAUAUUGCAGUCAACAGACUUCAGAUUUUGCAAAAUUUAAGGAACACUUGAUGCAAAGUCAUGAUGUGGACUUUGAGGCUUUGCUCAAAGAAUUGAACUUUUAUCAAAAAAUCAAAGUUGUCAAUUAUGUUAGACGUCAAUCCAACCUUUUGCGCUGUGUGACUUGUGAUCAACGAUUUACAAGUCAGGACCUGCUGCUGAAGCAUCUGCAAGAUGAAAAACAUUUUGGCAUAGGCACACGCAAACAAUGGGAUAAACCGGAAUAUUUCUUUCCCACCUUUGAAGAUGACGGUUUACUUUGCACAUUGGAUGACAAUCCCAAUGAAGAUAUGGAUGAUACUGUAGUGCGAAUUAUAUCUGAGGAUCCAGUAGCACAAAUCAACAAGGAUGCAGAGCGUCUGUCACUAGAGAAUUUCAAUUUUUUGUAAAAAUUUAAAUAAAUGUACAUAAGGGUGUGAUAAUCAAAAUAAAUACUUCCGAUUGUCAAUUAUGAUCAAAUGUUGCACAAACAAGGGCACAACCGUUUUGAUUAAGAACCGUUUUAACACUGAAACAUCUCAGCAUCCAACUCAGAUACCACAAGCUGAUCGACCGUCUUAAAAUAAUCCAAGAAAAUUCCUUUUAGUAACGAAAAUGGAUAUAAGCUCAAAAUCAAUAGUAAAAGAAACUGCGACGUUAUUUAGAAGUUGAUAGAAAUCUCUUACUAAUCUUAAAUAAUAAUAGUAGCAACUUAAAAAAAAUAAUAAAUAGAAAAAAACAACAAAAUCAACAAAUUUCCCAAAAAACA
Molecule: messenger RNA, 1776 nt
Organism: Stomoxys calcitrans (stable fly)
Lineage: Eukaryota; Metazoa; Arthropoda; Insecta; Diptera; Muscidae
Product: zinc finger protein 277
Exons: 4
Coding region: 59-1417 (452 amino acids)
Source: RefSeq, a predicted model, not a curated record